Messenger RNA from Adineta steineri, 1158 nucleotides. The record is from the annotation of a GenBank genome assembly. NCBI's taxonomy places the organism in Eukaryota, Metazoa, Rotifera, Eurotatoria, Adinetida, Adinetidae.
UCAAAUCAUCUCGUCAAACAACGAGUAAACAUGCACUUAUUGAGCGAUAUAUUAAUCGUGAUGUGCUCUUCUCAAGUUUGAUAUUAGCAGUAAUAUGUUUACUCUGUGCGGGACUAUCAAUCUGGUGGGGACGUUCAUUCGGCGAUGAAUGGAUACAUGUUCCAUUCUUAGUAGAUAACCCAUUUGAUAAUCCUGCUGGCAAUUUUUUUGCAAAUACGUUGCGUUUUGUGAUAUUAUUUCAAGUGAUGGUACCAAUUGCAUUAUAUGUAUCAUUAGAUCUUGUUCGAGUUCUUCAAAUGUAUACAAUAGCACGUGAUAAAAAACUACGAUAUGAACAUGCCAUAAGUUGUCGUACAUUUACGAUAAAUGAAGAUCUUGGUCAAAUUGGUUAUGUAUUCUCAGACAAAACUGGUACAUUAACACAAAAUAAACUUGUAUUCAAAGUAAUGUCGAUUGGUGGUAUGCAAUAUUCACAACGUUCUGAAUUACCAUUAGAAAUGGAUCUAUUAACUAAACAUUUCUUAACAGCACUUGCGGUAUGUAAUACAUCAUUCAUCGUUCAUCAGGAUAAACAACUUAUGGAGAAACUUGAUUAUCAACCAAAAUAUGAAGGUGACAAUGCUGAUGAUCUUGUACUUUGUCAAACAGCAUCAGAUUUUGGUGUCAGAAUGAUUUCUCGAUCAGCACAAAAUAUUAUUGUUCGAUUUAUCGAUUCAACUAAUACACAAAAACAAGAUUAUGAAUAUGAUAUUCUUUGUUUAUUACCAUUUGACUCAACAAGAAAAAGAAUGUCAAUUAUUGUUCGACUUCAAGAUCAAAUCUUUCUCUUUCUCAAAGGUGCUGAAUCAUCAAUAUGGCCACAUCUAAGUCCUCUCAAUGAUGCACAAAUGAAAUCAACAAUCGAACAACAUAGUUUAACUUUUGCUGAACAAGGUUAUCGAUCUUUACUAGUUGCAUAUCGACAACUAACUUUGAGACAAUUUGAAGAUUGGUUUGAAAAAUAUCGACAUGCUGCAAAUUCACUUGACAAUCGAGAAGAAGCUAUUUCUGAUGUUGCAACUGAAAUAGAAGUUGAUUUAAUGUUAGCUGGAUUAACAGCUGUCGAAGAUAAACUACAAGAUGGUGUACCAAGAGCUAUUGCAACAUUAAGAUGUGCUG